AUGCUGAGCGAGUAUGCAGUGGUCACUACCAGGAUGAACGCGGUGCAAAUCCGAAAAGGUACCCACAACGCGAACAAGCGUUGCCGCACUGCAAUAUGGGGGAUUUUUGCAAGUGAAAAACUGGGGUGUGCACAAAGCAAGCAAGAAAGAGAGGAAAGACAAGGAGAUGUUGUUGUGAUGGGACGUUAUAUCAGAAAUCCUUAUGUGGGUAAAGAAGCAGCUUCGUCACAGCAAGUAAAUGAGGAAUGGUUGGAAAGGGCAGUAAAGAUUGUUGCUGACCAAAUCAUCAAUCGAGAAUUUGAUAGUGAAGAAAUGGACGAUGUUGGGCCAUACACGGGACUUUCUGGAGUCGCAUUUGCCUUAAACAAGGCUGCUCCUACAGUUGGCUCAAAGGCAGUCUCUACUGCUGAACAGUGCUGGAACUAUUGCGAUCGAGCGUCGAAGAGAUCUUCGAGAAAACCUCGUUUUCUAUGUGGCGAUCUCGGGGUUUACGUCACUCAGAUGACAAACUCGGACAUGAGGCAGUCUUUAAUCGCGAAAAUAGAAGAUGUUGCUGAUGUGCUCGCUAGGGACGAUUAUCCCAGUGAUGAAAUGCUAGUGGGACGAGCUGGUUACCUUAGCGGCGUAAUGUGGAUCAGAACUACAAUAGAUUCUUCUCUGGUCUCUAACGAUUGUGUGCAGAAGGUUCUGUCCGCCAUGUUGCGUUCAGGAAGGAAUUAUUCGAUGCAGAGAAGAUCUCCAUGCCCAUUGAUGUAUGAUUAUCAUGGUACGGAAUAUUUGGGGGCUGCCCACGGUCUUGCUGGUAUCCUGCAAAUGGCUCUUGGGUUCUACGAUUUCCUUUCGGAUAGCGAAGAACGCGCGGUACGAGAGAGUGCUGAUUGGUUGAUGUCAACUCAAGAUGACGAAGGAAAUUUCGCUAGUAGUGUGAAGUGGAUUGGAAGAGAGCGAGGUGAUGAUCAGCUGGUACAUUGGUGUCACGGAGCCUCUGGUGUCAUACUACUGUGUUUGACGCUAUGGAAACGAUAUGGGGAUGAGAAGUACCUCAAAGCUGCUCUGCGGUGCGGUGAUCUCAUCUGGGUGAAAGGCGUGCUGAAAAAGGGGCCUGGCAUAUGUCAUGGUGUGGGAGGGAAUGGUUACGCUCUCUUGAUGCUCUAUCGGGCAUGUGGAGACGAACUAUGGUUGCAACGCGCUCGAUGUUUCGCUUUGCUGCUUUUGGAUAAGAAUGUCAGAGCUGCUCAAAGAACUCCAGACUCACCAUUCAGUCUCUUUGAAGGUUUAUCGGGAGCUCUUUGCUUUCUCGUUGAUCUAUUGCCAGAAAAUAUUGACAGAGCACAAUUUCCAUUGUAUCCGGUUCCAUUUUAAUUGUCAAAUAAUCAAUGUGUAGUUGACUCGUUGACCGCACGGACUGGACAUCACUGCUACGCAGUGCGCCGUGAGGUAAAGCGCUGCCCCGGUACAAAUACUUCAUUAUACAAGUCAUGCUUUCG
This is a messenger RNA of Cylicocyclus nassatus, 1487 nucleotides long. The record is from the annotation of a GenBank genome assembly. NCBI's taxonomy places the organism in Eukaryota, Metazoa, Nematoda, Chromadorea, Rhabditida, Strongylidae.